CUAGACGCGAUUGCCCAAUUCCGUAGACAAAUUAGGUACUGAGAUAUAUUGUUUUAUUCGUGCCGAACAUCAUUCAUUGCUUUUGUAUACUUAAGAACUUCAACAAUUGCUUGGGUAAAUACAGAGUUCUGUAGUAGAGAAACAAACGGUCCAUAUAAUCUACUUAAUUUGCUUUAAGAGCAUUUGUUUUUGUGGGGAAAUCUAGUUACAACAUUUAGUAGUAGUCGCUAAGCUUAUAAUUCUGUUUAUCGCUUGUUUUAUAGGGUCAACGUGUCUUUUUUCGGUGAGCAAUUUUUGGUCUUUAGUUUCACCUCGGAUUCUUACUGGUAUCAGAUUGCAUGAUUUUUGGCACAGGCAUUGUGGAGCAGGUACAACAUUUCAUUUAUAAUAACACUUCGGAUAUCCCCUAGGCCAUUGUAUCAGUCUGUUUCUUCCAUUUAACACGAUAACCCUUGGCCCGUUCGCUACCCACCGUUUCAUUUGUUUCAGCUUAUUGUCUGCAGUUAUCCCCACCUCAAUUCAUCUGGAAGCGAAUAGAGUCUUAAAUUAACGGAUUUAGUAUUUUAUUUGGCUUUCUCCGAUUGUUAUCCUUUGCGAAAGUUACCGCAAACAUCUCUCAUUCGACUGGUUAUUACAAUUAUCUGCAAGUAUGUUACAAGCUAUACGUGGAACAGGAACUGCCCAAAAACCAUCAAAAAUUAUCGUAAGCGAGUAUACUCCGGAAGAACAAAAUUGGGAGCUAGGCAUCGAGGAACAAGAAAACAGCGGGAAAUGCGUCAACCAGUACCAUCUUAAAGAUGCUCUUGGAUACGGUUCCUACAGCACGGUUUACUUGGCCAUUGAUCAGAACACAAAAAAAGAAUAUGCCAUGAAAGAAAUAUCCAAGACCAACCUUCGGCGCCGCGAAGUGUCCCAGCUUAUGAAAGAAAUGGCCGAUGUCAGUUCGUCAGACGACGAUCCAUUACAGAAUCGUAUGCGUUCGUUAAGUCUUGGCCGGAAAGCAGAAGACAUGAUCCGAGACUGCGAGGAUACGGAUGCCUUUUAUCUGAUACGAAACGAAAUUACUCUUCUCGAACAGCUCGACCAUAAGCACAUCGUCAAGCUUUAUGAAAUCAUUAACUGUGAUGUGGAAGACACCCUGUAUAUGGUUCUCGAGUACUGCCCUCUGGGGAAAGUUGGCUCGAUAGAUCGUGGCAUCUCAUUCGAUCCUUUCGAUGAACACAGAUGUUGGAACCUAUUCCGGCAACUGUUACUCGGCGUUCGUUACAUCCAUAGCAAGGAUAUCGUUCAUCGUGAUAUUAAACCCGACAACUUGCUUUUGGACAAGGAAGGCUGCUUAAAAAUCAUUGACUUCGGUAUUGCUGUGCAACUAGACAAUAAAAAGGAGGCCUCAAAACCGACUGGAACUCCUGCUUUCAUGGCUCCAGAACUUUUUACCUUGGAUAUGCAUCUUGAAUGUGCCAAAUUGCUGGAUGUCUGGUCAAUGGGUGUAACACUGUAUGUUUUGCUUUUUGCUCGACUGCCCUUUGAGGCACCAACAAUCGUUGAUAUGGUUGAAAAAAUAAAGACUGAGGAUCCCGAAAUACCGGAGGAAUGUAGUGACAAAUUAAAGCAUCUAUUACGGCGCUUGCUGGACAAGAAUCCAAAGACUCGAAUAACUACAGAGGAACUAUUUAAGGAUCCAUGGGUUACUAAAGAUGAACAUUCCCCGUUAGACGAAAAGACUUCAAGUAUUUCACAUUCCUUUAGUGAUGCGGCGCUUGAAAACUUGCAGCGCCUAACCGAGCGUCUGUCCCUGACAAAAAAUCAUAAUCCUAGCCGUUGAUAAACAGUUUCCUACCACUUCUGGAAGUGGUUAACGUUUCUUUUAAAGCCGUUUUUUUACCGAUGUCCUACGCUUAUAAAGUUUGUUUUUUGUUAUUUUUCACAUAAACACUAACAAUGGUAUCCAAAGGUUUGCUAGAAAGGAUAUCUUUUUCAGACUAUCAGCCAAAAGCUGAUUUCUCAUUUUUUUUGUCGCUUUCCCAAUUAUGCAAUUGCUCCGGUAGCUACUUUUUCAUAAUAAUAUGACGCAGAGCGCAACGCUUCUGGAAAGGCAAGCUUGUAGUUUUUCUCAGUCUUUUUGUUCUCAAUUUCAAUGCAUAGAAAGCUAGCGUUUUCGUAGUCUUCCUUGUGCAAAUCUGCUUCUUUAAAAGACUCUUGUUCAAUUUCCUCAACUUUUUGAACGAACAGACGAAUAUUAUAGCGUUCAAGCGCCUUCGCUACUUUGGGAUCAUCAAGCGCUUGGUCCUUGAACCGAACCUCAAUUCCAUUUGGUUUAUCAUAGUGGAAACGUACUACAAGAAGAUUGCUUACUUCUGGUACACAAGUUUGUUUUUUCAUCCUUUCUGUAUCUUCAGUUGCAGCAAGAUACUCAUUUUUAAGUUCUUGAGACAAAGCUGGAUGGGGUUUUAAAGAGUGAUAAGUUUUCGUACCACUGUAAUUCACCAUUAUAGAUUUCACUUCUUCAGAUUCUUGGUGUUCCAUCAAUCCCGAAAGACCUAAUUCUUCAUCUUUCUUCAUUUUGUCUUCAGUCAUAUCGACAAAACCACUGAGCCAACUUAAAGUAUCAUAGUCAAGCGGGAGUUCUCCUUCAGGUAAACAUUCGUAAACACCCUUGGGAACCAAAUCGGAACAAAACUUCUUUGGAAUACCAUCCACUUUACGACCUUUGUUUCGUUCAGGCAGUUGUUUUAAGCCUUCCGCUUUUGCCUUUUUUGCGUAAGCUUCCGCCUGGUAUAUACGCUCGAAACGAGUCAGUAAGUUGUUUGUCUUGAUGUGUAGGGUCUUAAAGUUAUCUUUGUUGUAAAAACCCACUUUUGCAAAUAUAUCUUUACAAUCGCUUUUGUAAAGCCGUUUUGGUCUUUGCUCUGAUUGUGUAGAAUUUUCCUUGUCACCGUUUGGAAGUUCUGUUGAAAACUGAUCUUUUGGCCUCGAACUAGAUGUAACUUCUUGCACGUUUAAAGUCUCAGGCCGAACUUGUUUUUUUAAAUUGUUUGGCUGAGACCACAUAGGUUUGCUUUGUGGCAGCAGUUUCCCCAAACCAUUGAGUCUGUGGGGCAUUUCAUCAUCAAGCACGUCUAUAGGCGAUGUUUCAAAAACUGUCUUCUUGCUAGCUUCGUUUAUAAGAAAUAGUAAUUCUGGAGAGUGUGCUAUUAGCAAGUGCGAGCUUUCAUUCUCUCCUAACACAGAGGCUUUGUUGAAAACUUGAGAAAGCUGUACAUGCUGUUUAAAAUAGGAGGAUUUAUAGAAACCAGAAAUUUGUGUCAGUUGAAGGAUUGUACGAUAAACUCGUUUGCGUUUCUGAAAUCUAAAUGGUUCGUUAAGAGAGUUCAGCAAUUCUGGUUCUUUAAGCUUAUUAAGUUUUGGUUUUUCCAACAGUGGGGAAAGUGCCAGUCGCACGACAAGCAUUAUGGGAAACAUAAUCAUCCAGCGGAUUACAAAUACAUUGUUGUUUGCACGAUAAGUAAGCCUGUCAAACACUUUGUUUGUAGUGAAUAGCACAUGUUGAAGGUGGGUAAGUUUGUU
Messenger RNA from Schizosaccharomyces japonicus yFS275, 3567 nucleotides. Its product is annotated as CAMKK/META protein kinase Ppk34. Gene Ontology annotation, molecular function: protein kinase activity; transferase activity; kinase activity. The coding region runs from base 650 to 1825 and encodes 391 amino acids. The transcript is spliced from 6 exons. The record is from RefSeq and is a predicted model, not a curated record. NCBI's taxonomy places the organism in Eukaryota, Fungi, Ascomycota, Schizosaccharomycetes, Schizosaccharomycetales, Schizosaccharomycetaceae.